This is a messenger RNA of Mucor velutinosus, 1479 nucleotides long. RefSeq lists its product as uncharacterized. The coding region runs from base 1 to 1479 and encodes 492 amino acids. The record is from RefSeq and is a predicted model, not a curated record. Gene Ontology annotation, molecular function: nucleic acid binding; zinc ion binding. The transcript has 2 exons. NCBI's taxonomy places the organism in Eukaryota, Fungi, Mucoromycota, Mucoromycetes, Mucorales, Mucoraceae.
AUGGCUUUCUCCACUAAAGAUCACAAACUAGUAUAUAAAGGCAGAGUUUCCACUUAUGGUGGCUCUACGCUGGAUUCUAGCCAUAAUCCAGGCAACAAUAUGUUUACACAUGCUUCCUUCUUCAAAGAUAUUCACAACCAAAAGCGCACUCCAUUUGAGGUUACUCCCUCCGUUGUUGAUAAUGGAUCAUCCCCAGGCAAUGCCCUCAACUUCACUUCCACUUUUGUUGAAGCGACCGACGACUUCUCGUUCAUCAUCGACUGCUCACAAUUCAUUGGCAUGGUGUUCAAGGAGAAGACGCUACCCAGCUGUCUUCGUGCACAAUAUCUUAAAGGUCUUGGUAUUAGACAUCGUAUGGUUGGCAAGAACCAUAAGGUAAUUGAAAUGAACUUUUCCACUGAACAGGAUUGUAUGGAGGCCUUGGGGAAGGAGUUCGUCCUCCAUGGUAAAAUUAUUCAGGUCAGCAAGGCUUUGGCUAUCACUUACAAGCCUUUAGAGUUUCUCAAACCUUUGUUAAUGCAGACAUUUGAACCAUAUGGUGAUAUUCUCAAUGUCGGUCUCUGUCACUCCAAGAAUGAUCCAAGCAAUAUGAAGCUGAGUUGGCACCUCAGAUCCCUUUUGGAGAUUUUCCAGUUGGUUUGGACCAAUAUGCAACCCAUCUGUAAGGAUUGUCAUACUGAUGAACAUGUCAAGGUCGACUGCCCUCGAGCAAAGAAGAAGGUCUGUCAUAAAUGCGGUAGUCUCGAGCAUCUCAUCGCCCAGUAUCCCCGAGCUCAUUGGAAUCGAAAGAGGGACCAACCUACUCAGGAACGUCGUCGCAAUUCCGUUACUAAGGAGAGUAACCCUCCACCAAAGCCUACAGGAAGAGAGGUCAAUCUCUUAGAAUUGAUGAAUGUCAAGCAACCCAAAUAUCUUACCAAGAAGAAGAAUACGGAUGUUGUCGAAGACGCUAUGGAAACCGAUGAUGAAUCCACCAUUCCUGAACAAGAGACUCAGGAACCAGCUGAUCCACUCCAUCAGGAGGCAGUAGCACCAGUUGAUCCAGUUGAAUCUGUCGAGCCACAGACUGUAGCAUCACCUUCAGUUGCACCAACCACUGUCUUUGAUUCAACCUUAACUGUGGAAUCUCAUCAGGAUGACAAUCUUGAUGACAAGGAACCAGCUCCUCCAGAUGCACAGGAGACCGUUCAUCUCACCAGCGAGGAAUCAGAAUAUGAAGGAGGUGAUAUAUCUGAAAGUUCUGUAGAAUAUACCAAUUACGAGAACAGAUACAAUCUUAGUAAGGGUAAAAGGAAGAGUUCUAAUGCUGUAGGUGACACAGCACAGGAGGCCUCUCAGAAGCGUUCUAUUAGGGAACUGGCAUCUACUCCACCGGGAUCUGAUCAAGAGGGAUCUGCCAAAAAGGCUUUCAAACAACAAGAGGACAGCCAUAUGGAUGAGGCCGAGCAAGGCAACUCCUCCACAAUCAAAUCACUAUAA